UGGAAGGAUGUGUAAGAGUUUCUCUUUAUGUUGAGUGGCAGCUUGUGCGUGUCUAUGGGGUAGAGAGUGGGCGGGGCUUGUGAGAGGUAAAUACAUUGACAGCAGAGUUUCUUGAAGACACAUUCAUUGAGUCGUGCAACCGUUAGGUCUCUCUGCAGCAGCAUGAACCAGGAGCAGAACUACCCCUUCCCCCAGGUGUUCCUCGUGGAUGGAGGUGGCCAGUAUCCAGCCCAUCAGCCCAGCCUGGUGCCCUGCUGGUCCUUCCCGCCCCCCCAGGAGAGACGGAGGAGCCGGGACAGGGGCGGGGGCUGCCUGGGGGUCCGUCCAGGAGCAGCCGUUCUGGUCCUGAUGCUGUUCCUGCUUGUUUUCGCCGCCCUCGGCUUCUUGGCGUUUCAGAUCCACAGGAUGCAGAAGGAACUGAAGACGCUCCAGCAGGUGAACGCCGACAGCGAGACGCCCGGCGCUCAGAAGCAGAUCGGUUUCUCUGAAGAACCGGUGUGGAGGCGAGAGGAGAGCAGGACCGCCGCUCAUGUGACAGGGCGGAUGGACUCAUUCUCAUACGGCCACACUCUACGUUGGGACCCCCAUGCCGGGCGGGGCUUCAUGCAAGGGAGCGUGGUUUACAGGUAUGAAGACGGAGGUCUGCAGGUGAACGAGACGGGACUGUACCACAUCUACACCCGCGUGGAGCUGACCUUGAGCAACUGCUCCCCCGAGUCAUCCUUCCUGCACACCGUGUUUGUGCGGCGAGUGGGCCGCCACGCUCCUCUCAAGCUGAUGGAGGCGCACAGAGCCGGAUUCUGUGCCAUGAGGACCAGACUCUCAUGGACCACAGAGAGCUACCUGGGUUCAGCCCUGCAGCUGCAGAAACUCGACCGGGUCUACGUCAACAUCUCUCAGCCCAGUGACGUGCGGCGUGUUCCUUACGCCAACUUCUUCGGUCUCUACAAGCUCUGAUGAGUUCAAACAGAUGGGGCACGGUUGUUCAAAAGUAAUCCAACACAGUUAAAGACAUAAAACAGGAUUAAAGCUUUAGAUCAAGUUGUUGAACAGAAUAGAGGAGUAGUUAUUAUUGCUUAAUUUAACAUGAGUGGGUACGGACCGCUCUAUCAGUGCUGCAGGUACCACUGGGGGGCUCAGAGUAGGACCCUAAUGUUUGAAAAAAACGCUUCAAAGAGGUAGAAAAACACAGUAUAGCGCCCUCUUUGGUGCCUUUUCAGUGGACUAAAUUGUGAUUUGGUGUCGUCCAAGAGAGAAAGUUUGGCAUGGGGACCUCUAAAGCUGUGCAUAUACACUGUGAAAAUUUCAUCCCAUUCAGACACAAAUUAUGGGUUGCACGACUCACUCUGAAGUCGUGCCGCCUUUCGGGGCGGGGAAAACGACGGUUGACCACCACCCGACUACGGCCCGACUGGCUGCCCCGCCUGGUCAGAAGGUUUCCUGACAUGUUUGAUAUUUCAGCUGAUUGCACACUCCACAGUGAGAGCAGAACCACAAGCAGAAUCCUCAACUGUGGGGCAUUUUUCCUCAACGUCCCAGCUAAAGAUUCCAGGGGGGGCGCAGGAUCCCUUUUCCAAUCCAGUCCAAUCCAGUUACUUUAUUUGUAUAGCACAUUUUACCAACAGAAAGUCUCCAAAGUGCUGCACAGAAUACUAAAACAAGCAGAACAGAAUAAAGCACACGCGAAAUAUACAUAUCAAAUCAAUAUCACAAAUAUCAAAUAUACAUAAAUAAAUAAGGGCCAAUCAAAUAAAAGCACUUAAAAAUAAUAAAAUCAAUAAAAGACCAUCAGAGGACCACACAAUUCUCAUGCUGGGUUAAAUGCCAGUGAGUAAAAGUGUGUUUUUAAAUGAGACUGAAAAACAUCAACUGAAGGAGCUGUCUGCCAACAACAGAAACGGCUCAGUCGCCCCUGCUUUUAAGUCUAAGCUGGAGCUGCUCUGUCAAAAUUAGACAGCAUAUAGUUUUUUUAAAUCAUGUAUAGAAUCGAUGUAUAACCACGUGUUAAAGCCACCCUGAUAGAUUAAAAACAUCAAGAGAAUCAGCUACAUUUUUAGCAGAAAAGCCACAAUUUUGGGGAGAAAAAUAUCUUUUGAGAUUGUAAAGUUUUAUAUUUAGAGGGGGAAAAAAACCCCUCAGGAUUUCACAGUUUAUAAUCAUCUAAAUUUAAAAGAAAAAAAAAUCUAAUUCCUGAUUUUAAAAGUUCCUGAAUUUUUAAUUUUUUGAAACUUCAGUUUACACUUGUUUAAGUCAAAAAUGUACAGGAAACUUAAAAAUGGUUUGGUUUGAUUUUUUUACGAAAACUAAACUUAGUUUUUUGUCAGUUUUAGUCAUCAAAGAUGUAUUUUUGUUGGUUUCAGUCUAGUUUUUGUCAUGGAAAAAAAGGCUGUUGGCGAAUAGAGUUUUAGUCGACAAAAUUAACACUGGUUGGGAACCACUGUCCUACAUCACCAUGACCCCCCCCCGUUCCCACCUGCAGACCUCCAGGUGACAGGGAUGACAAUGCUGUUUGUGUGUGAUAGAGGAAAUGACUAGAUGCAAUUCCCCAGCUCAGUGUGUCAGACUUUUUCGAGUAAACUCCUCAGAUUUCUGUCAGAGUUCGUCCCAGCGUCACUCCUACAGUCUGAGCACAAUGAUUGUUACAGAGUUGGCCUGAAAUCACAGUGUAUGCCAGCUUUAGAGGACAAAUGACAAAGUGUCUCCAGGUUGCCUUUAAAUGGACAAUAACACGAUAAACUCCCUCCAUGCUGCCUUUCCACGGACAAUGAGUAAUAAAGAGCCCUUCAGGGCCGUCUCUAAGUGGGCAUGGUGUCCUCUCAGUGGAUGAAACCACAAAUCCAACAGUGGAGAAAGUGCAGGGAAGUGCUAUAAACUCCUUGGUGUUAAAGUUUAUCAUCACUGGUGGUGAAAUGGUUCAUAAUUCCUCGUCUGUUUUUAUAGAGGUGUAGUAGCUUUAAACAUAACCAGGAUUUUUAACUAUUUUAAAAAGAAGAAGAAAAUAAAUAUUUUUCCAACAAUGGUGCCCCACUGCACACAGCAGGUGCCCUUUAUUGCCCUUUAUUAUUUUAUAAUAAUUUAACCCCUCACCCUCAAACAUCCUGAGUCUGCCACUGCAUAAACUGCAUUAUUAUUUUUUUAUUUAGGGAGAAGGGGGAAACGUGCACUGAGACCAGGAAUCAAUCCUGCCACCAGUGCAGCAAAGACUGUAGCCUCUGCUCUACCUGCUGAGCUACAGCAGCGUUCAAAAACAGUGUGCUCAGUUGUUUCUGUGGAUGCAUGUGCACUCUGGAUGUUAUAAACCUGUCGUUGUCUUAAUGCAGAAUUGUUCUAAAUAUAUAAAAACAGGCCAGUUUGCAGCAGAUCCUUUCAGUGCGUGUUGAGCUGUGGUAUUUCUGCACCUAGAUCAGGCAGAUCCGGUCCAGAUUUCUCAAAACAACACUGAUAAAAGUCAGCAGGCUACCUGAGGGAACAAGGGGGACAUUUGAAUCAGGAUUAAACUCUUGAAGAACCAGCCCUGGAUGUUAAACUCACAUGAUGUAAAGUGAGAGCUGCAGAAAGAAGAAGAGGCUCACUUUAGCAUGAACACAUUGUGCCUUUGACAUCAACACUAAUGCACUUACUCAGACGUAGCAUUUUUAAUAUUUAUUCUAAUGUUUGAUGUGUAAAUAUGACCUUUAACCAUAGUAUGUGUUCAAUUUGGAAAUAAAGAGAUGACAUUUGUACCAGUGAAGCUUUCUUGGUGUUGUUGGAGCUGUCAGACAUUUGAAAAACCAACCGCAGUGGGUUGGUUUGACCACAGGAAAGUUUU
Molecule: messenger RNA, 3808 nt
Organism: Cheilinus undulatus (humphead wrasse)
Lineage: Eukaryota; Metazoa; Chordata; Actinopteri; Labriformes; Labridae
Gene: faslg
Product: Fas ligand (TNF superfamily, member 6)
Exons: 4
Coding region: 163-957 (264 amino acids)
Biological process (GO): extrinsic apoptotic signaling pathway via death domain receptors; positive regulation of canonical NF-kappaB signal transduction; immune response
Cellular component (GO): membrane
Molecular function (GO): tumor necrosis factor receptor binding
Source: RefSeq, a predicted model, not a curated record